GUAAAACAGUGUAUUAAAAAUGGCCACACCAGUAUUCAAAUGAAGAAAGUGCAGAGGUCAAUAUUACACAAAACCAUCAGCAGCUACACUGAUGAAAACCUUUCUGAGCAGUCAGACAUGUCAUGCAGAAGCUUAUGUGCUGUAAAGCUAGUCUGUGUUCACUGCAUCACAGUACCUUUUCAGUGCCGAUUACCAACUUAUGCUUGCUUCUGAAAUGGUGGAAAUAUGGUCGUGUCUCAGCUCUGGCACACUGCAGUGUGGACGGUGGUAGACCCUAAAUUUUGCGACAGUAGCGUGCGUCUAUCAUGUAACUCAAUCCACCGUUACAUCUACAGAUUUAGCUGGACUUAACUGGCUGGACAGGGAAACCUGGAAAUAGCUUCUGUGUGUGUGUGUGUGAGCUUGUAUAAAAUUAGUAACACAGCUCAUCUCAGUAUCAAAACAGUGAUACUGUUGCAGUAGCAGAUAGUUUGUGGCCAUGUGCACAGACUGCUGUGACACGUCUCUCCUUUAUUUAACCUUUUUAGUGUCUCACUAAACUAUCAGAGAGAGACAGCUCGCCAAGAUGGCAUAAAUAAGAACAAUAAUUAAAACAAUACAAACAACAACUACAAGAAGGCUGUUUAAAUCCAGGUAACCAAUCCAGGUAAAGGAAAAGUUUGACAUUUGGGAAAUAUGCUUAUUCAGUCUUGAAUUUCUUGCCAUGAGUUAGAUGAGGAGAUAAGAACUUCUUUCAUAUCAGUCCUUAAAACAUAUUGCCCCUAUAACAUUCACAAGCAGUAUUACAGCUUGUAGAAAAACCCUUCGAUUUCUAACUGAAUAGUUCAUUGUACAGUAGAAACACACAUCCAGACACAGACAGUAGCACAAAGCCAUAUUGUUUACUUUCCACCGUCACAGUGGAAGUAAUAUUCUUCCAGCAGUUCCUUCGUUUAUUGUGACAUACUGUGAAACAGUCAGUUAUCAUUUCCUCCUCUUUCUAAUCAGGAUUUUGUGUUCCUAAAUAAAAAAGUGAAAAUCUGGUUUAAAAUCUGGUUUACAUUUUAUAUAAGAUGUUAACUGUUUGAGUGGCAGUAGAGGAUGCUGUGCUCACCUGGUAACUUUCACUUGACCUCUGCUGCUGUUAGCGACUGUUUACAUGUAAAAAAUCUGACUACAGUUAACUGAACUGGAUUGAUUAGAAUUAAGAUUUUGUUACCUCUUUUGUUCCUACACAUUUGGCGCAAGUUCUGUUUUUCUAACAAAAUUGUAUCUGCUUUGUAUCACCGUAUCUGCUUUAAGUUUUAAAUGUAGUAAUCUUCCUCUUGUGAUAUCAGUUCCCCAUUCAAAACUGUCCCUGUGGCCCCGGUUCCUAUUUCCCUUUUUUCUGCUGUGAAGCAGAAGCACAAACACACCGAGGGCUUUAUAAGACGAUCACUGCCACUUCAGUUUUUAGCAAUAACGGCAGCAGACACUUCAGCACCAUGAAUCCUACGGGUUCCGAGGGUUAUCCGGUUGAUGGAAGCGUGCUGAUCCGCCACCAGAACCAUGAAGGAAAGCAUCAGUAUGAAGUGGAGAAUGUGCUGGAGUACAAAACCACCAAAAUGUUUGUCAGGAAAGGAGACAAGCUGAUGCAGAUAAAUGGCACAGACCUGCAGGAUCUUACACCCAAGGAGGUGGCACAAAUAUUAGCUAAGCCUAGUCCAUGGCUGACGGUGCGCAAUGUGGAAAAGAUAGAGGAGCACAAAGAGCAGCCCUCCCCAACUGAGACAACUUUACAACCUGUCUCCAAGGAAUCCAUAAUGCUCAGUUUCAGCAUGAAGAUGAGGAGGGAGGAAGACCUGGUAGAGACUGAAGUGGAGCAGGAGGGAUUAGGGGAUUUUGAUUGCCAAACUGAAGAUGAGGAGAAUGGGGAAGGAAAGGGUCUGUUCAUCAUUGCCAUGAAGAAAACCAGCAUCACUUUGGUGAAAAGCAGGGGUAGCAGCUCUGGGAGCCAUGGGUCACGAUACACCUUAAAUGAUGUUGUAAUGGUGACAGAAUCCAGCACAGUGACACUUGUACCAAGGGGCUCCACUUUCAAACAGCCAAGACCAGUAGAGGCCUCAGUCGAACAUGUGGCUUCCCAACUAUAUCUCAGAGCUAUUUGUUCUCAGAAGACUGUUUAUCCUUCAACCAAUCCAGAGAGGAUGACCAUCUACCACUACAAGUCAAACAGUCUGAGCGGGUUGUUCAGAGGAAUGCCAGUAGUCCUAAACUUUACUGAGUCCAACUGCUUCCUCAGGUGCUGCAAAGAAGGCGAGAAUGUGCUGCUACGGGUGGAGACAUGUGAAAUGCACAGGCUGAAGCAGAUCUCCGAAGACGAUGAGAUCGCUCUCUCCUUCCUGUUCUACAUGAAGUCUAACAGGUCAAAACAGAUGAAGUUUGAGUCGGCACUGCACCGUGGCUGGUUCAUCCAGAUAACCAACACAGACGCACCAGUGGAAGUGGGCAACACGGAAAGGCAAGAUCAUUCAUUUUUCUUCAUCAUUCAGACAUGAUGUAGUCAUUUCCUCCAU
Monopterus albus (swamp eel) is the source of this 2534-nucleotide messenger RNA. RefSeq lists its product as uncharacterized. The coding region runs from base 1464 to 2516 and encodes 350 amino acids. Gene Ontology annotation, biological process: inflammatory response; positive regulation of gene expression; cellular response to lipopolysaccharide. The record is from RefSeq and is a predicted model, not a curated record. The transcript has 7 exons. Lineage: Eukaryota; Metazoa; Chordata; Actinopteri; Synbranchiformes; Synbranchidae. Gene Ontology annotation, molecular function: cytokine activity.